Messenger RNA from Arachis stenosperma, 1554 nucleotides. Its product is annotated as protein FAR1-RELATED SEQUENCE 5-like. Gene Ontology annotation, biological process: regulation of DNA-templated transcription. NCBI's taxonomy places the organism in Eukaryota, Viridiplantae, Streptophyta, Magnoliopsida, Fabales, Fabaceae. The record is from RefSeq and is a predicted model, not a curated record. The transcript has a single exon. The coding region runs from base 1 to 1554 and encodes 517 amino acids.
AUGGGUCAAGAAUUUUCUCAUGAAGGGGUUAAUAGCGAGCAUACAUCAUAUGAUCAGUAUGAGCAGGAGGAAGAAAAAUAUGAGGAAGUUGACGUGGAUUAUAUGGAUGAGGACGACACAAGUGUGGAACCAAUGUUCGAUUAUCACGGCUUCGAUGAAGGGUAUAACAUUGACUCACUUGAAGACAUUGGGAUGAUUGAAUUUUGGAACAUCAGGGAUGAAGAUGUAUGUCAUUUUCACUUUUCUGAUGUCGACAUUGCAUUUGAGUUCUACAAUAGAUAUGCAAGGACAAGAGGCUUUAGUGCUCGGAAGAACAGGAGUAGGAAGAGUCGUGCGGGCGCACUUAAGUUGAAGAAUUUUGUAUGUCAUCGUGAAGGAUUUAGACUGCAAAAUAAUUACGGCAUUGGAAACCUUAAGAGAAAACCUACACCCGAGACAAGGUGUGGCUGCAGUGCAAUGAUGGAGAUUCGUGUAGAUGCACCUAGUGGUCGUUGGUUUAUUUCCUAUUUUUCUGAUGAACACAAUCAUCCACUUCUGGAUCCUCGGUUGACUGGAUUACUCCCUGGGCAUAGAUUCAUGUCCGAGGCUGAUAUUGGCCACAUGGUUAACAUGAAAAAGGGUGGGAUUAGUGUUGGACAGAUGUAUCGGGCAUUAGCAAAUCAGGCAGGUGGCUACGAGUAUCUCUCUUUCACGCAAAGGGACAUGUACAAUAAAAUAGCAAAGCAGAGGCGCCAAUUACCCGGUGAUGCAUAUGCAGCUUUGAAGUAUCUAGAAGAUCAAGCAACAAAUGACCCUUUUCUCUAUUUUAAUCAUCACAUGGAUGCCGAUGGUACUUUGCGCAAUUUAUUCUGGUGUGAUGGUCUCAGUAGGGCAGACUACUCAUUAUUUGGUGAUGUGCUGGCUUUUGAUGCUACCUAUAAGAGGAAUAAAUAUAUGUGUCCACUGGUGGUAUUUUCUGGUGUCAAUCAUCACAAUCAAACAAUUAUCUUUGCUGCUGCUUUAAUUUGCGAUGAGGAAAAAGACACAUAUAGGUGGUUGCUACAACAACUGAAAGUGGCAAUGAAUGGGAAAGCACCUGUUUCGGUGAUCACGGAUGGUGAUUUAUCAAUGAAGUUCGCCAUUGAGAAAGAGUUUCCUAAUGCACAUCAUAGAUUAUGUGCAUGGCAUCUGAUUCGCAAUGCAACAAGUAACAUUGGCAAGCCCCAGUUUACCUCCAUGUUUAAAAAGUGUAUGCUAGGCGACUAUGAAAUUGAUGUAUUUCGUCAAAAGUGGUUUGAAAUGGUUGAGGGAUUUGGUGUCGAAAACAAGAAUUGGGUCCUAGAUAUGUAUAAAAAGAGACAUUCAUGGGCAACUGCACAUAUAAGAGGGAAGUUUUUUGCUGGUUUCCGGACUACUUCUCGGUGCGAGGGAUUAAACUCGAUCAUUGCAAAGUAUGUCAACUCAAGGUACAAUCUGGUUGAGUUCAUUCAACACUUUAAUCGUUGUGUCGACCAUAUAAGGUGGAAAGAGGUCCAGGCUGACCUCGCCUCUGUGAAUGGGAGACCCAGUUUGUAA